This is a messenger RNA of Mus musculus (house mouse), 1173 nucleotides long. RefSeq names its product yippee like 3 (gene Ypel3). Gene Ontology annotation, biological process: positive regulation of cellular senescence. The transcript is spliced from 6 exons. Gene Ontology annotation, cellular component: nucleolus. NCBI's taxonomy places the organism in Eukaryota, Metazoa, Chordata, Mammalia, Rodentia, Muridae. The record is from RefSeq and is marked validated. Bases 420 to 779 code for a protein of 119 amino acids.
AGCCGCGGCAGCAGCUGGUCUCGGUGUAAACAAGUCGAGGCGGCUGUGAACCGGGCCGGGGGGGACGGCGCCCAUCAGGAGCGCCCCCCACUCCCAGGCCAGGCCACCCCGCGGACCGGGCCCUCCACGCGCCCAGGCGAGGUGAGGCCUGGACCGACGUCUCUGCGCGUUGCCCCGCGCCCCCGCCCCGCAAGCGAGGACUGCCCCUUCCCCCGCGCACGCCCCCAUCCCCUCGCCCCAGAUGCCAGUUCAGAUGCCAGCUCAGCAGGGGUGAGGCCAGAAGCUGGUGGGUGACUCACCUAGAGCUCCUCCUAGCCUCAGUUUACCCGCUGAUGCAACCUGAGGCCUCCUCAGCACUGGGCUCCCUCUGCUCCCCGUGGGCCGCUCCCCGCGUGGGGCCACUGCCCUUGGCCCCCGCCAUGGUGCGGAUUUCAAAGCCCAAGACGUUUCAGGCCUACUUGGAUGACUGUCACCGGAGGUAUAGCUGUGCCCACUGCCGUGCUCACCUGGCCAACCACGACGACCUCAUCUCCAAGUCCUUCCAGGGCAGUCAGGGACGUGCCUACCUCUUCAACUCUGUAGUGAAUGUGGGCUGCGGGCCAGCAGAAGAGCGGGUGCUGCUGACAGGUCUUCAUGCUGUCGCUGACAUCCACUGUGAGAACUGCAAGACCACUUUGGGCUGGAAAUAUGAGCAAGCCUUUGAGAGCAGCCAGAAGUACAAAGAGGGGAAAUACAUCAUUGAACUCAACCACAUGAUCAAAGACAACGGCUGGGACUGACCUAGCUCCUGCCGCAUGUGGCUUCAGCCUGGCCUGGCCGCCAGGGGGAGCCACUGGUUUCGCUCCUCCUGAAGGGAGCUCUGGACCCUCAGGGCCCCCACAGGGGAAGGACCCAGCUCCUGUACAUACAUUUUAUUGCAUGCACUGUGACCUUGGGGGGAGACAAAGAGGGGGAUUGUACCCCCACCCCCUGCACCUCCCUGCGAUCUGGCUGGCUUGGAUCUCAUUUUUUAACCCCUUCCUGUCUUGCCUGUCCCAUAGAUAAGGCCUGUGUGCUGCUCUCAUGGCCCUGGUGCACCACCUUUCUGUGAAUCUCUCCCACUGGAUCCCUCUUACCUGCAACGUGUCUGUUCUCGUUCUGUAGCAUUUGUAAAUAAUAAAACAAUGGAAUGGA